Messenger RNA from Gigantopelta aegis, 2630 nucleotides. Its product is annotated as carbohydrate sulfotransferase 15-like. Gene Ontology annotation, molecular function: N-acetylgalactosamine 4-sulfate 6-O-sulfotransferase activity. The record is from RefSeq and is a predicted model, not a curated record. Gene Ontology annotation, biological process: hexose biosynthetic process. Lineage: Eukaryota; Metazoa; Mollusca; Gastropoda; Neomphalida; Peltospiridae. The transcript has 7 exons. The coding region runs from base 116 to 1708 and encodes 530 amino acids.
UAAUCAAUCAACCACUUUGCGGUCGUUUCUUCAAGUAUGCCUAUCUUAGGCACACCAUGUCCAAAAUGGCUACCAGACUGGCUGUUCCUGUUAUAGUUUCAGCCAAUCAGUCGAAAUGUGUGCCUGCAAUCUGUGCGCUCGAAUCAAACGCCGGCCAAUAGUUGUAUUAUGUGUUGUUGUUCUUACCGUGGUGGCAAUUUCCAUAAUUGGUCACUGGAGCACUGUCAGAGAAGACUUCAGAACAGGCAAAGCUGACAUUUUUCGAGAUGGCGUGUCCAAGAGUGACGACCAUGAUGAUGCAAAGCAGACGUCUGUUAACAAUGGUGUGCCGAAUGAAGGUGGAGAUUACGCGAACACAAAUGUGGGAAAUUUACAGGAUGCAGCUAAUGAGAGAGCGACGUUUGUCAGAAAGGCGUCGGAACCCGUAAAACACAGUGCUUCAGACACGUCCAAGUUUGGCGCCAAAAUGACGUCUGCUCGUACCCCUGAAAAUAGGUCCGAUGUCAAAAAGUCAACGGAAACAAAUACUAUUGAUUUCAUCAUACAAGAAAAAGAUCUGCGGCGAAUAAAGAAAGAAAACCCAGAAAUAAUUGAAAAUUGGAACCUCAUGGACAUGAAACCAAUUUCCACGUUGAAAAGGUUUAAAAACCCGUGUUGGUAUGAGAGACGACCAUUACGGUCGGAUUGUCGGAUAGGACUAUUUAAAUUCAUCAAGAAUGUAGAUACAGCGACCAAUCAAAAGCUUCGUUGCUUGCCGUACUUUUACGUCAUUGGACAGCCGAAGUGCGGGACGACGGACAUUUACUUUCGUUUAAUUCAACACCCACAGAUCGCUAAACCGCCUAACAAAGAACCAUUCUGGUGGAAUAAAUUUCGACUAUUAUAUCCAGAGUGUUUCAGUUUGGAUACGUACCUUAAAUAUUUUGCAAAGGCAGCCAUGAAGAUCGAGUCUCACUACAGAUGGCGCUGGACAGAGGGUCAAGGCCAGGAGAAAUAUCACGACAUGGUAACGGGAGAAGGUACCUCGGACACGAUGUGGGACAACAGAUACUGGUCCGAACUCCCUGGGAACGAAAACUGUUCGUCCGUCUGUGUCACAAACGCGGACUACGUCCAUCACUUGACGCCAGGUGCCAAAAUCAUCGUGGCCGUGAGAGAUCCAGUUGAAAGGCUUUACUCGGACUAUAUGUACGAGUAUCUCUGGCUUCAUUACAAGCCCAGCCCAGAAGCCUUCCACAAAGAAGUGGUGCGGAUGAUCGAGGAAUUCCAACAAUGCGUGACGAUGUUUUCUCUUAGGCGAUGCGUCUAUAACGGUACCCAGGAGAACUCGGAGAGCAGUGUGAGAAUUCGAGUGGGAAUGUAUGAGGUGCAUAUCAAGGAUUGGCUGCGACUCUUCCCACGUGACCAAAUCCACGUGAUACGAUUCGAAGAUUACAUUCAUGACGUCGGACGAGAGAUGACGAGACUGUUCGCAUUUUUGGAAUUACGUCCUGUUAGUACUAAAGAAAUGAAGACUGUUUUGAAACUGCCCGUAACCAACAAGCGACCGACGGGAAAAGACGGAGCAAAAAUACACAUGAAACCGGAAACAUGUGACCUAUUGGAAAGAUUUUACAGACCGUUUAACGAAAAAUUGGCGCAGCUUCUAAACGAUAAAAAAUAUUUAUGGACUAAAAGUAGUGAUAGUGAAACAACAAUAACAAAAUAGCUGGCUAUGGUUUGGUAUUACGUCUUAAUGCAGUCUUUGCAUCAUCUGCAACACGGUCCGACAAAUUCCCGAUAUAGACCGAAAUGGAGCGAUACAGACCAAAAUGGAGCGAUACAGACCAAAAUGGGACUGAAAAGAUCACAACAGAAUUUUAAAGAACAAACGCCUGGAUUGAAAAAGCUAUCUUGGACUUGUCUUAUUCUGUAGCUCGUUCAGUUUAAUUUUUAAAUUUAAUGCAAAAUUUUAAUUACAUAAUAUUAGUGUCGGGAAUCGGUUGAAAUUUCAUCAUCGAUUAUCUGUUAUAAUCGGUUAGCACCAACCGAUCAACUUUCAAUUAGACUAUCGAUUAGAAUUAUAUGAACAUAAGAAAGAUUUGAAUUAAGAGGACAAUACAUCUAUUGUCGUCUUUACCGGGAUCUAGACUACAAACGCCCAAUUUUAUCUUUAAUAACUAUUUGAGUUUUUGUUUCUUUAUUUGCACAUAGAGUAUAGGAUAGAGUAUGUAAACUUUGUAAUAUGAAUGCUGUUGAAGAUGAGUAUCAUUUUAUUUUGAUCUGUCCUUUGUACAAUACUAUCAAAUACAGGUACAUAAAACCAUACUAUUGCACCAAACCAUCCUCUUUUAAAUUAAUACAACUAUUGUCCAUUGAUAAUGUAAAUCAGCUAAUAACAACGUAAAUAUUUACUAGGGACAACAACGCAAAGACAUGAUAAUACGUAAGUGGAGUACAUGUAUAUACAUUAUCUUUAUUAUAUACAUUCUUUGUUAUAUUGAUAAUUAUUAUUUCAUUUUAUAUCGAAUAUUUUCAUGACUUUCCAUACAAUGUAAAUUGGUUUUUUCUAUCAAUGAUAUAUGUAUUAUAUUUUAAUGUGUGUAACGCCUAUCAACUGUAGGUUUACAACUAAUAAAGUAUAUACACAG